Musca vetustissima is the source of this 338-nucleotide messenger RNA. RefSeq lists its product as uncharacterized. NCBI's taxonomy places the organism in Eukaryota, Metazoa, Arthropoda, Insecta, Diptera, Muscidae. The record is from RefSeq and is a predicted model, not a curated record. The transcript has a single exon. The annotation marks the transcript as partial.
GCCUAUUUUGCAAUGCCGCAAAAUGUGAAGAAGUUCAGACAUUGGAAAAUAUUCAAAGUGAAAAUGAUGCUGCUGUUGUUCCCGUUGUAACAGAGCAGUUGGACAAUAUUGAUGUGUUGACAAACAGCCAAGCGGAUUUGCCAAUUUUAGAACCACAAGUUCGCCAAGGACGUCAAGUUUUUGUUGGUAUCUAUCCACCACCAGUACCUUAUUACGGUGUAGGAGGCAUCUAUGGAGGUGGUUUUUAUGGAGGCGGUGGUGGAGGUUUUUACCGACGCGGAUUUUAUGGUCGUCGUAGUUUCCGUCGUUUCGGUGGACGUCGUCGUUUUUAUGGUUAA